Malassezia globosa CBS 7966 is the source of this 1635-nucleotide messenger RNA. RefSeq lists its product as uncharacterized. Gene Ontology annotation, molecular function: NEDD8 activating enzyme activity. The transcript has a single exon. Bases 1 to 1635 code for a protein of 544 amino acids. The record is from RefSeq and is a predicted model, not a curated record. Lineage: Eukaryota; Fungi; Basidiomycota; Malasseziomycetes; Malasseziales; Malasseziaceae. Gene Ontology annotation, biological process: protein neddylation. Gene Ontology annotation, cellular component: cytoplasm.
AUGUCGGCGCGCCCUGAUCGACACACUCAGCGCUACGACCGGCAGUUACGCUUGUGGAACAAGUCUGGGCAAACAGCCCUAGAGAGCGCACAUGUGCUUCUGGUCGGUGCCUCGGCGCUGUCGUCGCAGAUCCUCAAAAAUCUUGUGCUCCCUGGUCUGGGCACCUUCACCAUUUGCGACGAUGCACGUGUUUCGCAGUCCGACGUCGCAUCCAACUUUUUCCUCUCGCAGGAGAGCGUAGGCCAAUUCUAUGCCAAUGAACUCGCUCAUUUCGUAAGCGAGCUGAAUCCUGCCACGACGGCUCAUGCAUGCACCAAGUCGCCUUCUUGGCUCCCGGGUCAGGAGCCAGCUUUUUUUACUGCCUUCUCACUCAUUGUAUGCGUGCGACAGCCGCGCAACAUGGCGGACUCCAUCGCUGAUCUCGUAUGGCAGCAUGCGCCGUCGGUCCCUGUCAUGUGCGUAGAGUCGUCCGGUUUCCAGGGCUACGUGUGUAUUUCGCUCGGCGAGCUGGGCAUCAUCGAAACACAUCCCGAAUCGCUCGUGGAUUUGCGGCUUACACGUCCUUUUCCUGCCUUGACACAGUUUGCUCGUGACCACCAGGUCGAUCCGUCCGACUCACUAGCGGUAAGUCACAUUCCGUAUGUGGUACUUCUACUUCGCGCACUGGAUGCUUGGAAAGCGUCGCAUGAUGGCGCUUUUCCCGCUAUCUCGGAAAAAAAGGCUUUUGCUCACGCGCUGGCAUCGCAACGGCCCUCUAUCGGUGACUCUGAAAAUUUCGACGAGGCUGUGGCCGCAUUACCUCUGCACGUGUGGCGCCCACUGCAAUCCCCUGCUGUACCCGCGCAUGUGACAGCGCUCCUUGAUGACUCGCAGUGCCGAAAGGUGUCCACAGGCACAUCAUCGCCGUUCUGGCUUCUUGUGGCUGCUCUGCGUGCUUUUGUACAAGGACAGGGUGUCUUGCCGCUAUCAGGCUCCAUGCCUGACAUGAAAGCCACAUCCAUCGACUACGUCGCUCUGCGGCAUGUUUAUAUGACUCAGGCAUCCGCUGACCUGGCCCUCUUCCGACGACUUUUAGCUGAUGUGCUCGACAAGGCAGGCAUAUCUCUUGAAGCCGCCGGGCUCGAUGACGAAACCAUCAAGACAUUCGUAAAGCAUGCUCCAUACCUGCAUCUCGUUCGUGGUCGUCGUCUUCGGCUCCAGCGCGUUGAGCCUAAUGUCGGUGCCUUGUCAGCAGCUUUGGCGGACCCUGUGAAUCCAGUGACAGCGCAAUUCUACCUCGCUUUCAUGGCGGCUCAUACCUUCUUCGAGCAUGCGAAUCGGUUCCCCGGCCAACCGCCUGUCGACAGCUCGGCAGGCUAUGACUGGAUCGACGACAUUGACAAGCUCUACGAGUAUGCCAGAGCAUACGCCAAAGACAUAUGCCUCGACCUACUCCAGCAAGACCAAGACCGCUUAUACGAUGCUUGCUAUGAAGUAACACGUGGCGCCUAUUCUGAUACGCCAUCGACAGCCGCCUUUCUUGGCGGCUUGGCUGCUCAGGAGGCCAUCAAGGUCAUGACUGUACAGUAUCUGCCUCUUGACAAUACAUGCGUGUACGAUGGCAUUGUCCAAGCCGUAAAUAGUUUUCGACUCUAA